AGGCUGCUAUUUUGGCAGUUAUUUAAACCUAUUUAAAUAUUAAACUCAACAAACAGAACCUCUUGUUUGUUUGGUGAUUUUAAUUACACGGACCCUAAUCUAAAUUUCAAAGGGAAAUGAUAUCGUAUCAACGUAUCAAACCAGAUAGAAGCACUACAAAACUACAAUUCCCAUUAACCCCCGCUUUACAAACGCGCCUGCUCUCUGCAUUCCUCAAUUUGAAUCACCAGGAGGCGGGAAGUAAGGAAGAUCAUGUGUAUUUUGAAGCAACUUGCCUUCGUCAGCUACAACUUUUUUACCUCAGUAUUUCAUAGGGGUUUUACAUAUUUUACCGACGGUUCAUUUUUAGAUGUCUGGUACUUUUCCUGAACGAUCGAAUCGGAAGAACUUCAUACAAUAUACUCAUUCAAAGUAUAAUCUCCAAGUCGAAGACGAGGAUUCCUCUACACUGACCAGUACAAGAUGACUGCCAAAGGUGUGAAGAGGAAGUUCCCAACAGAACCAGAGGAAAUGGGCCCGGUGUGGGAGCACCAGCGGCAGUCUGUGCUCGACAUUUCCCUUGAGAAGUUCCAGCACGACCUCACCCUGGUGGAGCCCAGCCUGCGACGCUCCGUGCUGAUCGCCAACACGCUGCGCCAGAUUCAGUAUGAGGAGCCGGUGCCGAGUCCUCACGACCCGGUCAUCCCGCUCAAAACCCCACCUUCUCCGAUCCAGCAAUCAGUUUUACCAAGCAGCUUCAGCCACCAUGGGCCCGUCCAGUCCUUUCCCGCGGCAGUCGCCUGUCCGUCGUUGACUGAUGAUAGCGCAGAUGACUGGAUGUCCACGUCUUCUGAAGACGAAUUCUCCCUGUCCACGGCCAUCUCCUCCAUUCUAAGGGAGCUGGACGGAGAUGGCAGCCAAAACAGCAGCCAGCCCUCUCUGACCCUGCAGAGGACACCCCUGGGGUCCAUUGAAAAUCUCCCUGUAGGUUUGGAUGCCGGGCCCAGGCAGAAGCCUUGGAGGGCUGGGCCGAGAGGAGAGGAGUGCUGGAGAGGUCUUGAAGGUAUUCCUCUGGGCGUUGGUGUUGGUGUCACACGUCAAACGUCCUUACACGAUGCUGCCCUCGACAGCCUCUUCUUGGAUGUGGAUAUGUCUGUGUUUGACAGGGAGAUGGGAUCGCUCGGGGCGCGGGCCUUCUCUACGGUGGCCAGCGAGGAGCUGGUGAAAUAUCUGCCGUCGCUCUCGGGGACCAGCUCCACUGGGCUCUCCAGCCAGGGUGUGAAAGACUUGCACGAACUUGAGCAUAUCAUGGAGAUACUAGUCGAGUCCUGAGAUGGGUGUUGUGAUUUAAAAAAAAAAGAAAAACAACAACUUGUGGGGGAAAUGUCAGGUAUUAUAGGAGCCAUACAUCAUCUACGCCGUCUGUAUUUGUUCUACUACCCUUGUAUGUACAGCACUAAGAAAUAUGCACUGUUUGAGUGCAGAACUAUUGAAAUACUGCUGUGAGUUCAGUGAAUAUCCAUCGAGAUUCCUACACAGAUGUUAUAAGUAUAUGACAAUUUAUGGAACAUGACUGCAUGGAAAUAUUAUUUGAGAGGUUACGAGCACAAUAUGAAUUUAUUUUUUAAUAUUAUUAACCCAUUGUGGACUGAAAAGGGUCAGAAACAACAUCUGAAGUUAAUUUGGAAGUGUUAGGGGAAAAGGGCCCAGAAGUGUGAGGUCGUUUUGUACACAGAGCCUGAAGACACGUGUGUGUGUGUGUGCACGUGUG
This is a messenger RNA of Clupea harengus (Atlantic herring), 1750 nucleotides long. RefSeq names its product SERTA domain containing 3 (gene sertad3). Gene Ontology annotation, cellular component: nucleus. The record is from RefSeq and is a predicted model, not a curated record. NCBI's taxonomy places the organism in Eukaryota, Metazoa, Chordata, Actinopteri, Clupeiformes, Clupeidae. Gene Ontology annotation, molecular function: transcription regulator activity.